UGGUUCCGCCCGCAGGUUAAAGGUCACCGUCCAACAUGGCGGCCAUGUGUGCAGAUUUGGGCCGGUGAAGUAAGAAGGCUUUGGCAUCACACAGAGAUGGCAGAGGAGGUUGCCCCCGGCGAUAAGGCCUUGGUUGCCCCUGGCAACAAGGAGGUGGUACGGAGGGUGGAGCUGACACAAGCAGAGCUGAUCAGACUCCAGUACCAGGCCUUGCAGCAGUUUCCUAAGGAGAAAAGGUGGCCCUUUACGUCCGGAGUCACGACAGUCGGAGUGAACGCCGGGUUUGUCGGACUCAUCGCAAACAGCAUGUUCCGGCGGGUGCUGCAGGUGACGCAGGCCCGCGUGCUGUCCGCCCUCCCGAUGUUCCUCAUCCCCGCGGUAACCGCCAGCGCCGCAUGGCAGGCCUUCGUGGCGCAGUCCAUGCUCGCGGGUGGGUACCUCUCUCCCAGAUACUACACCGCAGUCCUGCCCAAAGGGAACGACUUCUGGGAGUUCUGGUUGAAGACGAGCCGCCCGGUCGUGUGGCGAAUGUUACCGGCCCUGCUGCUGCAGGCGGCCUGGGGGGCCAUGCUCGCCUCCAAGGAGUUCGACUUGUACUUACAGAUCAGCAAACACGGAUUCAUCGUCUUGGAGGACGGACAGACUUUGUCGAAGGAUUCUUAGCGGAUAUUUGAGAGAUGUCACGUCCAGUUAGACACAUCACAAGCAGUUUUUUCAUGUUAAACCUAAUUAUUGUGGGUAUGAUUAAAAAUUAGAAAUAGUCAGAGUUGUGCUAGAACAAGUUUGUAAUUCAAUAGCACUGUUAGAAUAUAUACAGAGAAGGCCUUUAAGUCUGAGGUAGUAACAUUAUACUACAAGAAAGCCAAUAGAACAAGAGCUAUUCUUCCACUGGCCGUGACAGAGACAACUAUUUACAGUACAUGUAUUUACAGGUUCAUUGUGCCUGGAAAAAUUCCCCUAGCUCUUUUGGACAGGUACAAGGAACAGUGGACAAUGGCUUAAUGUCCAGUCCUAUGGGCUGUAAUUAACCCUUUUUGGUAGCGUGCUUGUCGGGUGAGCAACACAGCCAGGAAUCAAACUCAAGGCUUCUGGUUCCAAAGGCAGGGCCGCUAACCACAGGACUAUGCAUGCAACUGUCAACAAAGUGGAAAUGAAUAAAGGUAGAGGUGUGUAUAAUGUUGUUCGAUGUUGAGUUCAGUAAUAGAAUUGUUAUUGUUAUAUGAGAAGAAAAUCUUAAUAUCUCAACUCUUGUCAGAUGAAGGCAGCAAGAAUUAUGGAACCCAGAGGUUUGUGAGAUAGAUACUUUAUUAGCAAAAAAUUUUGGAUAUUUAGUAAAGGUACAAAUGUUGCACCAUUUCUUUAUUUUUAAAUAGUCUACCUAGUUUAAAACAUGUCUAGUCGCUAAAGUUGUCUUUCUUUUAGAUGUAAACAUCUCUUAAAAUUCCAGCAACUUAUUUU
Branchiostoma floridae (Florida lancelet) is the source of this 1458-nucleotide messenger RNA. Its product is annotated as transmembrane protein 126A-like. Bases 97 to 663 code for a protein of 188 amino acids. Gene Ontology annotation, biological process: mitochondrial respiratory chain complex I assembly. Gene Ontology annotation, cellular component: mitochondrion. The record is from RefSeq and is a predicted model, not a curated record. The transcript has 4 exons. Lineage: Eukaryota; Metazoa; Chordata; Leptocardii; Amphioxiformes; Branchiostomatidae.